AAUGCACAUGUGCGAGUUCGUUCACAACGUUCAUUCCUUUUUUUUGAAGGUGAAGCAGCAUUCGCACGCUGUCCUCCACACACUUUUCAGAUUCAAAGAUGUCCACUGUGUCAGCUGCCAGCGUGGACUCUGCUCCCGCGACCCAGUGCGCCGAGCCGAAGCCGCUGAGACCCUGCUGCGCUUGUCCAGAGACGAAGAAAGUCAGAGAUGCUUGCAUCAUUGAAAAGGGAGAGGAUCAGUGCUCAGAGCUGAUUGAGGCGCACAAAGACUGCAUGAGGGCGCUUGGAUUCAAGAUUUGACCCACUCCAUUCUGUUGUGUUGCUGUGAGUGGAGGACGACCUUGGCCACUCCUUUUCUUCCCCUUGGUCCCCUCUUAUUUAUACCCUGACAGGAAGGGAUUUGUAGAAAUGAUCCACUCUGGUUCCAGUUUUUCUCCUUUUGUGUGUGUGUGUGAAAGUUGUGUUUUUAAAAAGUGUGUAAUUAAACUGCUGUAUGCGAUUGAAUAAAAGGUCUAUGCAAUAAAGA
Solea senegalensis (Senegalese sole) is the source of this 525-nucleotide messenger RNA. RefSeq names its product cytochrome c oxidase copper chaperone. The transcript has 4 exons. Gene Ontology annotation, molecular function: copper chaperone activity; copper ion binding. The coding region runs from base 99 to 299 and encodes 66 amino acids. NCBI's taxonomy places the organism in Eukaryota, Metazoa, Chordata, Actinopteri, Pleuronectiformes, Soleidae. The record is from RefSeq and is a predicted model, not a curated record. Gene Ontology annotation, cellular component: mitochondrial intermembrane space. Gene Ontology annotation, biological process: mitochondrial respiratory chain complex IV assembly.